CCCCCACUCGUGUGUGUUCCAUCCUCUUCACUGUGCGUAACCUACUGUAUGUAGCCUAUUCCGCCCCUCGUCCCUCACGGAGCUGAACUCGACGCGAGAGGCACAACAUAUGGUAAAAACGGAGCGCUGGAAUUUAUUUGAAUUGUUUUAGAAAUAAGUACUUCGUUCAAAGCUAAGUAGAAAGGUCGUUAUAUUUGCAGUAACAAUCAGGAGAACAGUCGAGUGGAAAAAGUCAGUGGAUUCAACGUUUAUUUAGACAUUUGCUGAUAAGAAAAACAUCAGGGAUAUAGAAAGCCCCCCUUGCAGGGCUGCUGUCUGAGUGAGGGUCACACUGCAGAGUGCUGUAAAGUGUCUCACACAAUCGAUCGCUUCUCCCCGUUGGAAGAUUAAGGGCAGGAUUGGCCAUGCCAUUUGGCUGUUUGACGCUCGGGGAAAAGAAGGAUUACCACAAUCCCUCAGAGGUGACAGAUAAAUAUGACCUGGGACAGAUUGUUAAAUCAGAGGAGUUCUGUGAGAUCUUCAGGGCCAAGGACAAAAAUACACUGAAAAUGUUUACUUGUAAAAAGUUCCUGAAAAAGGAUGGAAGGAAAGUUCGGAAGGCUGCAAAAAACGAGAUCCUUAUUUUAAAGAUGGUGAAGCACCCAAAUAUUCUUCAGCUGGUGGAUUUCUAUGAGACCAGAAAAGAGUACUUCCUCUUCCUUGAACUUGCUACUGGCAGAGAGGUAUUUGAUUGGAUCCUGGACCAGGGCUACUAUUCAGAGCGCGACACCAGUAAUGUGGUCCGUCAGGUGUUGGAGGCCGUGGCCUAUCUUCACUCCCUGCACAUUGUCCACAGGAACCUCAAGCUGGAGAACUUGGUGUACUUCAACCGCCUGAAGCACUCCAAAAUAGUGAUCAGUGACUUCCACCUGGCAAAGCUGGAGACCGGGCUCAUCAAAGACCCCUGUGGAACCCCAGAGUACCUUGCACCAGAAGUGGUUGGGAGACAGAGAUACGGCAGGCCAGUGGACUGCUGGGCCCUGGGUGUCAUCAUGUACAUACUGCUUUCAGGCAACCCUCCUUUCUAUGAGGAAACUGAUGAUGAUGAUUAUGAAAACCACGACAAGAACCUGUUCAGGAAGAUCUUGGCGGGGGACUAUGAGUUUGACUCUCCGUACUGGGACGACAUCUCAGAGUCAGCAAAAGGCCUGGUCGCCCGUAUGAUGGAGGUAGACCAGGAUCAGAGGCUGACUGCUCAGGAGGCUAUCAACCAUGAGUGGAUUUCUGGAAAUGCAGCCUCAAAUAAGAAUAUUAAGGAUAAUGUCUGUGCACAGAUAGAGAAGAACUUUGCCAAAGCUAAGUGGAAGAAAGCGGUGCGGGUUACUACCAUCAUGAAGCGACUGAGAGCUCCAGAACAGAGUGCUGACUCGGGGGCAACCAUCCCAGCAGUAGUAACCAGCUCUGCAGCAGGAGAACCCGCCCCGGCUCUCAGUGACCCCUCUGCAGCUACCGCUGCUGCAGCCCCUGAGGGGGAGCCUGCUGCUGUCACAGAGCCCCAUGCUGGCAUGGAGGCCAUGACGUGUGAUGCCACUCCCCAAGGUGCAGCAGAGGUCACAGCUCCACCCCCGGCCCCUGAGGAGGCCAGCCCAGUGGAGGCCCCAGUUGAAGCCCCGGAGGAGGUUGAUCCGUUGUCACGGUGUAACGGAGAGUCCCCAACUCCCCUCCAACCAGCAACUGAAGUUGACGAUGAGCAGGGUUAGACGGUGAACUGCCUCCUAUGACCUCCUUCACUCCCAGCGAUCGUCUUUCCUGCACACUAGCAUGGUGACACUGACUUAUCUCUCUCACUUGCAGCAUGAGUAACAUCUCACAGAGCCUGUGUCCUAUCUUUCUUGAGUGUUGAAUUGAUCUGGCUACAUGUAUUCUGUAUUUUUGAAACAUCCCUCUGGCCUUACAGGGGCUUUUUGUGUAUAAUGCAGCCCAGCUAACAGCUACAUAUUUUCUCUGAACUCUCCCCUUUAAAUCAUAUGGAAAUAUGUAAUUGUACCAAACCUGCUUUGAUUUCCUCUUAAUGAGCCAAGUUUGGGAACAUUUUUACCCAGUCCUACUCUCACAGUAUUCCAAUGCAUUAUCAUGGCAUACAAUAAGGUAAUGAACAGCUUGGCUUUGCUCUUAUAGUGAUGAUUUUACAUAAUGAUCUGUAGCAUUCCUCCUUUACACCCCUCUCUACACAUGGAAAGAUCCUGUUUGAUCUCUUUUUGGGGGGUGAACAUUGCUGUCUUUGUUAUUUGUUGUAUACACUCAUCAGUAGUUUUGUCUGUGCUGCAGCAAUUAUGUUUACUGGGGGAUGCAGCAGGCCCAGUGUAAGUGAAAGGCAGCAUCCACAACAUGCUGGGUGAAAUGCGAAAGACAUAUUUCAGUUGAAUGCAUUCAGUUUACCAACUGACUAGGUAUCCUCCAAUCCCUUUCCCUCGCCAGCUUUCUGCUUAGGAAAGCACCACAUGGCUGUCAGUGUAAAGAUUCUGUAUAUAGAGACCUUUGUAGAAGUAGUCAAAACAGCAUGCAUUCUUAACUCUUUGCUGUUCAUUUCAAAAUGAUAAGCACUUGGUGGAAAGAACGUGCUAAUCCUGCUACUGCCUUUAAACUGGAAACGUGAAGGUCUUUCUGUUCGUUAGGCUCCAAGUGGAGGGCACUGUUGAUGCUCAUGUUUUGUUCCAAUGGACUACAUCAUUCCAUAAACUUCUAACUAUUCAUAUCAUAUCAUACAUCAUGUGCCACUACUGUAAAUGUACGUUAUAUUAAAUGCGUUGUGUUUGUUACACAGUAGUUUCUAUGCAUCUAGAAUUAAGUUUGUAGCUCAUCUUUAUGAAUUUCACGGCAGGCCUCAGUCAUAACAAAUCUUCAUCCAUCCUAUGCGAUUAGAUCAACUUUUUCUAUAAAAUAUUAUUAUUUUUUCAUUCCGUUUAUGGUUUAACAGUUCUUCUGGCUUAAUCAUUCUUAUGCAUCCUAAAGUACGUAGAUCCAUUUGUAAAUAAAUACAAUUUAGCCUACAAGGAAAAGCAUGAUAUUCUUUUGGCAGUUGUAUAACAUUCGAUUGUGACUGUGUAAAGCACCACCUGUAAAAGCCAUUUUUAUCCCCCACCAGCUUCUUUUUACAUGGUGUUGUUGAUUAAAGGAAACAAAACAAUUAAGAGCAAUUGUGUUAAAAAAAUCUCAUGUUUUUACAAACAUAUGUAUUUGUUUAUUUAUCUAUUUAUUCAUAGGUUGAAUUAUUCUCAAGAUAUUCAUAACAAUAACAAAACAUAAUAGUAGUCGGUCUUUGGUCCCUUUCAGUCAAUAACGAGGUACUGCAAGAGUUCUCUGUAAUCACCGUAAGUUGAGCAAUAUUCUACUUGCUGCCGAAACUGUGAUUCUUCUCUUGGUGUCCUCUAUAAAGUGCAUGUACGUACCUGUAAGUUAAAAGCCUAUAGACUUUGACAACAGUCGAUACCCUGUCCAGACAGUUAGUCAACUAACACAUGGCCAGUGUCAAACAAGGCAGAGCCUAGAUCAUAUUAGUCAUGCUUCUGACUUGGCUCCCAUCUUUCUGUUUACAGUACCAGCCAUCUGUGCAGAGGGUGGCUCCUUCCUUGAUACAGCAAGACAGUGAUUUUAUUGUCAGCAAACAGUAGCUAUUAUACACAGCUAUUUAAUUAUACAGUGUAUUAAUGCAUUUGUUGUCAAGGGACUAUGCUUCUGUGUUCACCUGCACGUUCUAUGGAAGUAUGUAUUUAAGAAAAGUUUGAGCAAUUAUUUUCAAUGAAAGGCAGGAAGUCAAAUCAAAUGUGCUACUUCAUUUUUUGUUGAUCAGAGAAAAGUUAUUGCUCCCCAGUCUAUUGCUUAUGCAUGUCUCUGACACCUACGAGAACAUAUAUACUGUAUAUAUACAUUAUCAGUCAAAAGUUUGGACACCUGCUCAUUCAAGGAUUUUUCUUUAUUUUUACUAUUUUCUACAUUGUAGAAUAAUAGUGAAGACUUCAAAACUGUCAAGUAACACAUAUGGAAUCAUGUAGUAACCAAAAAGUGUUAAACAAAUCAAAAUAUAUUUUAUAUUUCAAUUCUUCAAAGUAGCCACCUUUUGCCUUGAUGACAGCUUUGCACACUCUUGGCAUUCUCUCAACCAGCUUCACCUGGAAUGCUUUUCCAACAGUCUUGAAGGAGUUCCCACAUAUGCUGAGCACUUGUUGGCUGCUUUUCCUUCACUCUGCGGUCCAACUCAUCACAAACCAUCUCAAUUGGGUUGAGGUCUGGUGAUUGUGGAGGCCAAGUCAUCUGAGGCAGCACUCCAUCACUUUCCUUCUUGGUCAAAUAGGCUUUACACAGCCUGGAGGUGUUUUGGGUCAUUGUCCUGUUGAAAAAUAAAUGAUAGUCCCACGAAGCGCAAACCAGAUGGGAUGGUGUAUCGCUGCAGAAUGCUGUGGUAGCCAUGCUGGUUAAGUGUGCCUUGAAUUUUAAAUAAAUCACUGAUGGUGUCACCAGCAAAGCAACUCCACACCAUCACACCUCCUCCUCCAAGCUUCACAGUGGGAACCACAUAUGCAGAGAUCAUCUGUUCACCUACUCUGCGUCUCACAAACCCACGACCGUUGGAACCAAAAAUCUCAAAUUUGGACUCAUCAGACUGCACUUUAUGUCUUAAAGUAAUGUUGGGCUGUCAUUUCUCUUUGCUUAUUUGAGCUGUUCUUGCCAUAAUAUGGACUUGAUCUUUUACCAAAUAGGGCUAUCUUCUGUAUACCACCCCUUCUGUAUACCACCACCUUGUCACAACACAACUGAUUGGCUCAAACACAUUAAGGAAAAAGAUUCCACAAAUUAACAAGGCACACCUGUUAAUUGAAAUGCAUUCCAGGUGACUACCUCAUGAAGCUGGUUGAGAGAAUGCCAAGAGUGUGCAAAGCUGUCAUCAGACAAAGGGUGGCUACUUUGAAGAAUCUCAGAUGUAAAAUAUAUUUUGAUCUGUUUAACACUUUUUUGGUUACUACAUGAUUCCAUUUGUGUUAUUUCAUAGUUUUGAUGUCUAGAAAAUUGUUUAAAAAAAAGAAGAAAAAAAGAGGCAAAACCAUUGAAUGAGUAGGUGUGUCCAAACUUUUGACUGGUACUGUGUGUGUAUAUAUAUACUGAUUGAUUGAUAUGCAUAUUCAGAUACACUAUUGAGAUAUAACAUUACACAAUGUCUUCAUUUUGCCAGAACAUUUUGAUUUCCAUGAAAAGCUUAACAGCAAUAUCUGAAGAAAUGUGUGAGAAUAUACCAUCCUCUUACUUAUGACCGCAAAUAAAUACUGUUACACAAUCUUAAGCAAUGCUUUGUUUCAGUGCCACUGUAUUUAGUAUUCCAUGUCUGUUAAUUUCAUGCUCUUUCUGAUGUACCUAUUAUUUCUCAAUUUAAUGGUCAUCUAGAACAGUGGUCACCUGUAGGCCCUGACUGUCUCUCAUUUGUAGGCUCUGUACUGUACUCCUUGACUGAGUUCAUGACUUUGAUGGUAAUAAAAGUAUACUCAUGGAA
Molecule: messenger RNA, 5521 nt
Organism: Salvelinus fontinalis (brook trout)
Lineage: Eukaryota; Metazoa; Chordata; Actinopteri; Salmoniformes; Salmonidae
Product: caM kinase-like vesicle-associated protein
Exons: 12
Coding region: 405-1739 (444 amino acids)
Biological process (GO): peptidyl-serine phosphorylation
Cellular component (GO): intracellular anatomical structure
Molecular function (GO): calcium/calmodulin-dependent protein kinase activity; calmodulin binding; ATP binding
Source: RefSeq, a predicted model, not a curated record